This is a messenger RNA of Paramacrobiotus metropolitanus, 1490 nucleotides long. RefSeq lists its product as uncharacterized. Bases 132 to 1490 code for a protein of 452 amino acids. NCBI's taxonomy places the organism in Eukaryota, Metazoa, Tardigrada, Eutardigrada, Parachela, Macrobiotidae. The record is from RefSeq and is a predicted model, not a curated record. The transcript has 3 exons.
AGCUGUGCCGACGUUUUAACGGAAGAUUCAAGGCAUAACAGAACAUGUAAACUAUAUUGUUUUACAAUUACCAGAAAAUCCGACACUGGCAUGCUGCAUUGGUACGAAGACGGCAGUCGACGGGUGAACGCAUGGAAUGCGGUGGAUGUGGUGGGGAUGAUGGACUGCUGCAGCGCGGUCACGUGAUUGACCUACAGGAAAGCGUGGCUGCCUUGCUAAAACGGGACUACUGUACGGACUUUUUGGAUGCAAUUUCACAAAAAAAGAACAAGAAGUUCUAUGAUAAUCCGCAUACAUUUGGAGCUUAUCGUACAUUUCUUGCCGACACCAAAAGAUUUGGUUCUGUCAUUGCUGACGAAAUAGCGGGAACACUCGGUACACUAACACUGGCAGAGGAAAACGCAGCAAGCCUGAUGAACAAAGUCUGGGGAGGACAAAGCUUAAAUGUGUCCUAUAAAACAGCAGGAUCGUUGAAGCUGCCUCGCAGUUCAUCUGCGUUUUUCGGUAGUUUGCAUCCGCAUCCGUUCUGCAGUAUUCUAAAAUCUUGGACAGCCGGAAACGGGUUGGAAGACCGGUUGCUGGUCACUGCAGUUGAUAAUAUCGUAACUGAUAUUCCGGAAAGCAGAGAAGCAAAACAGCGUCUGCCAAAGCCGGUGGUUGACUUGAAAAAAAUGUUUAUCAAAAUGCAUGAAUAUUUCGACAAACAUCCUGGUUUAUUACUCACUUAUUCGGAAGAAGCUUUCGAAUUUAUUGCGAAAAUAUCUUCGGACGCUAAGCGAAUGCGUAUUCUACACAACCAGAAAAUUUCCAACGGUGAGUCAUCUAUGGAUAGAUCGGAUUUUGUUUCGAAGUUGGAGGACAAUAUUCAAAAAGUUUCAAUGCUGUCACACAUAUUAAGCUCCUCUUAUCAGAGUAUGCUUACUAUCAAAGCAAUCAGUAUUCCGGAUAAAGUACCUUUGGAAACAGUGCAAAAGUCAUACAAGUUUGCUGAUAUCAGCGGAGGUGCCUUCAGUGAAUACGAGAACAUCCGGCCUGCAACGUCUGUCAAACCCACAAACUUCUCACUUGCUCUUACACCGGGCGAAUUUAUAACAUGUCGUAUAUGUAAUGACACAUAUGGAUCGAGAAAAGCAUUUGUGAGGCUGACAGAAACCGAGUUUUCUGAUGCGGCGCUACAAAUGCAAGAGGUCGGCCUGGGCAUUAUAAAAAGUUUUGUUAUGUUCAGCGGUAAAGAAGGAAACGUUCUGUAUAAAUGCCCCCCUGUUGAAAUUGACAAGCAGAUAUUGAUCGCUGCCGGGUUGAUUUUCACUGUGUACGAAAGUGCCUACAACGCGGACUUUGCAUUACCUCCAUCCAAGAAACGGGAACUCUCAGAAAUAAUUGACCAAAUGAAAAGUCAAAAUCCUUAUAAGCGCUUAGCUUCACCUGAACGCGGGACCAAACGAGUAGCGCCCGACGAUGAAUAUCCAAUGGGAGUAAACAUCUAUUAA